AUGUUAGUGCAGAUUCCGAUUACCACGAUACCGACGGCAGAUCGCAGAACGAAGAUGACAGACAGGUUGACACAGCUGCAGCAGUGUCUGGACCAGAUUGUCGAGCAGUUUGGCUCGGCUAUUACAUAUGUAGAUCGCAACCAUGACUUUGAGCCUCAUAACGAGCUGGAAGACAAGCUAUCAGACCCCCAAGCUACGAUUGCUGCGGCCGAGGACUUCGACAGGAACAUCGAUGAGCUGACCACGGAUAUGAUCCUCAAAACGCGGCAGAUCAUCAAACUCAUCGACUCGCUGCCGGGUGUUGACGUAUCAGCGGAGGAGCAGCUGAGUCGCAUAGAUUCGCUGCAGAAGAAGCUCAUCCAAGUGGAGGGGGAGAAGAUAGAGGCAAUAAAGCGGAAGGAGAGCCUUACUAAGGAUAUUGAGGAAUUAAUUAACGAGUUUACAGAAGGUAUUGCGAAUUCGCGACGGCUAAACAAAGCCUAG
Messenger RNA from Eremothecium gossypii ATCC 10895, 483 nucleotides. RefSeq names its product Srb7p (gene SRB7). NCBI's taxonomy places the organism in Eukaryota, Fungi, Ascomycota, Saccharomycetes, Saccharomycetales, Saccharomycetaceae. Gene Ontology annotation, biological process: regulation of transcription by RNA polymerase II. The coding region runs from base 1 to 483 and encodes 160 amino acids. The record is from RefSeq and is marked provisional. The transcript has a single exon. Gene Ontology annotation, molecular function: transcription coregulator activity. Gene Ontology annotation, cellular component: mediator complex.